CGGUCAUACCACUUGCUUUUCGACUCAUCAUUUCGCAGGAAAGGGAAUUUCGGACUUCACAAUGGCCGCCCAAGACAUCGCCCCGUCAAUUGACGUACACGACCUGAGCUACAAGUUCCCCGAUGGCUCCAGCGGGCUGAAAGAAGUCUUCUUGCAUCUUCCUCCAGGGAGCCGGACGCUGUUAAUAGGAGCCAAUGGCGCCGGCAAGACUACCCUCCUCCGCCUCCUCUCCGGCAAGCGCAUGGCCCCCUCCAACACCGUCUCCAUCUCCGGCAUCGACCCCUUUAAAGAAGGCCUCGAAGGAGUUACCUACCUCGGUCUCGAAUGGGUCCUGAACCCUAUCGUGCGCACCGAUAUCGAUGUCCCCACCCUCCUCGCCUCCGUUGGCGGGGACUACUACUCGGACCGCCGCGACGAGCUGGUGCAAAUACUAGAUAUCGACCUCGCGUGGCGCAUGCAUGCGGUCAGUGAUGGUGAGAGGCGCCGAGUACAAUUAGCCAUGGGCCUGCUGCGGCCGUGGACGGUGCUGCUGCUGGACGAGAUCACCGUUGAUUUGGACCUGCUGAGCCGAAGUAACUUCCUCGGAUUUCUGAAGCGGGAGACGCAAAAACGGAAGUGCACGAUUGUGUAUGCGACACAUAUCUUAGAUAAUCUAGCGCAAUGGCCGACGCAUUUGGUGCACAUGAGUCUUGGGAAGGUGAAGAAGUGGGGCAGCAUGACGGAGUUCGAUCUCGUGACUGAUACGAAGGAUCGGGUGGUAACGGGGAAUAGUCAGUUGGGGGAGUUGGUGUUGAAGUGGCUGCAGGAGGAUCUGGAUGAGAGGGGGCCGCGGAAUGGGAAGGCGGGGCAGGGGAAGACGUAUGAGAGUUUGGAGGGGAAGGGGGGCUACGGGAAUGAGAACAGUGCGAGGCUGGAGAAGUGAGGGGAGGGUGAGGGCUGCGAAAGUAGCGGAUUGGACUCAACGUCAAGAUAAAAGAGGUGAGAGACCUUCUUCAACCUGGAGGAAGCAGUUGGUGGCCAGGUGCUAUCCGGUCAGCCAGUGCUUAUAGCGCUAGACAGUGCUUUGGGAUAAUCUUCCACAGAUAUCCAAGCUGAGAGCCGACUGCAAAGCGACCGACCGCUCAACGCGACGGCGCGAGGUUGGAUGAGCAGGACGAGUAACAUUAGGAGUAUUUAACGUAGCGAGCUUCUAGACGAGCCAUAGAGUAGAGAAUUUAGACAUACUGUAUCAAAAUCAGUAUUUCAAUUGAUAGGUC
This is a messenger RNA of Mytilinidion resinicola, 1256 nucleotides long. Its product is annotated as P-loop containing nucleoside triphosphate hydrolase protein. NCBI's taxonomy places the organism in Eukaryota, Fungi, Ascomycota, Dothideomycetes, Mytilinidiales, Mytilinidiaceae. The transcript is spliced from 2 exons. Gene Ontology annotation, molecular function: ATP binding; ATP hydrolysis activity. The record is from RefSeq and is a predicted model, not a curated record. Bases 62 to 922 code for a protein of 286 amino acids.